AUGGAUGAAGUUUCUAUCGUGAAAUACCUUGUUGAAAUGGCUGGAGCUGAUGUUAAAGUCAGGGAUGAUAACGGGUAUACAGCAACCGAGGCCGCUUUAAAAGACAGAAAACCGAGCAUUGCAACAUAUUUGUGCGGUUUGUCUGAAGCAAAAGCAGAACUUGGUAAAUUUGACACUGACAGCAGAAACAAAGACAGUCAGACCGUGUUAAUGUGGGCUGCAAAACUUGGGGCAAUGCCAAUCGUUGCAUAUGUUAUCAGAGAAGGUGCAGAAGUCAAUCUUAAAGAUAAUGUUGGCAAUACUGCGUUAAGUUUUGCUGUGAAUUCCAAGAAGUUUGAAGUGGCCCACUACCUGUUUCUUCAACCGGGUAUAGAAGAUAGCAUGAUUCAGGCAGCAGAAAUGGGACAGUUAACUGUUGUUAAGUAUGCAGUACAACAUGGACUGGAUAUCAACUACAUAAACGAAAGUGAGUGCACGGCUUUGAGUGUGUCCCUACGAAGUUAUAUGACAAAGUUGAAGUCGGUGGCCGACUACUUGUGUACUCAGCCGGGUAUAGAAGUCAGUAUGAUCCACGCAGCAAAGAUGGGACAGGUAUUCGUUGUAAAAUAUGCAUUGGAAAAAGGACGAAAAAUAAGCUAUGUUGGGAAGGGAGGCGUCACGAUUUUAAGUGCGGCUUUGAACAACAGGAAGACUGAGGUUGCUGCUUACUUGUGUCGAGAACAUGGUGCAGGUGCUGCUCUCGGCGAUUUCGCUAUUGAGGGGAAAUGUGUUGAUGGUCAAACAGUUCUAAUGUGGGCUAUCCGCACGGGAGAAGUUUCAAUUGUCAAGUAUCUCGUAGAAAUAGCCGGUGCUAAUGUCGGUUGUUUAGACGAAUUUAAGAACACAAUUCUGGACGUUGCCUUGAAAAUGUUACUUGCUCCCUUCGAGCAUCAGCAACAGAAGAUUGAAGUUGCAGAUUAUCUGUGCAGUUUGGCGAACUUGAGAUCAGAUAUUCAUCAUGAGAAAUUUGCCGUGAACUCAUUUGAUGAUAACGGUCGAACAGUACUGAUGUGGGGUGCGAUAAAAGGAAAAAUUAACCUUGUGCGAUAUGUUGUUGAGAAAGGUGGCCCAGUGAUCAACAUAAGAGAUGCAAAAGGGGGGACGGCACUUAGUCUAGCUAUGGAGUCACGAAAUACCCAUAUUGCUAGGUAUUUGUGCAGUCAGCCUGGUAUUGAGCUAAGUGUGAUCUACGCUGCAGAAACGGGAAAGUUGGCCGUUGUAAAGUAUGCGGUGGAACAGGGAUUGGAUGUUAAAUUUUAUUUGGAUGAAAAUGACAAUAGUGCGAUCGAUGCUGCUUUGAGUAGGAACAAUACUGAGGUUGCUGAAUAUUUAAGGAAACUGUAUAAAUAG
Molecule: messenger RNA, 1389 nt
Organism: Bolinopsis microptera
Lineage: Eukaryota; Metazoa; Ctenophora; Tentaculata; Lobata; Bolinopsidae
Product: alpha-latrotoxin-Sg1a-like
Exons: 1
Coding region: 1-1389 (462 amino acids)
Molecular function (GO): protein binding
Source: RefSeq, a predicted model, not a curated record